AUGGCCCUCAUUGAAAGCACUUACUACCCGUCCCCCGACACUCCAAUCAAUCAGCUCGGGAUCAAGCCAGAUUUUUCCCGCGAGCCGCGUGGCAUGUCCUCUACACCACGUAUCUCAAUAUCGGCGUCGAUGGCCUGCAAGCCCUCAAACACUACAACUUUCAAAGCAAGACAAUUCCUACUACUCAUCAAGGCUCACUUCUCUAUCCUCAAACAUCUCCUGCAAAGCGGCUCCGGCAUUGUCCAUGCCACUCAUGAACCCUCGACCUGCACCCUCACCGUACACGUUGACCGCACCAAAUUUCAGUCCCAUGGAAAGCCAGCGCUAGCGGACUAUCUCUGCCGCCUUCACAUCUGGCGCUGCACAGCUGACGUUUCUACCUGCAAGGAGUAUUAUGAACGUCUAUAUGUGGUCGACGGCAUAUACGAGGAGUGGAGACAAAUUUGGAUUGGAGUUCGAAGACUUCGCAUCUGGUCGAAUUCCUUUAUCAUAGGUUUCCUUGAGGCAGUUGUUCAACUGCUUCUUGGACUAGAGAGGUGGAUGUGGAGUCUAGAGACUCUGUGUCUAGUGGAAAUCCCUUAUUGUCGGCUGCAAAGCAUGGACAUGAGGGUGUUGUCGAGUUACUCCACUAGUCACUGUAGGCCUGAUGUAGAGUUCUAG
This is a messenger RNA of Aspergillus nidulans FGSC A4, 660 nucleotides long. RefSeq lists its product as uncharacterized. The transcript has 5 exons. NCBI's taxonomy places the organism in Eukaryota, Fungi, Ascomycota, Eurotiomycetes, Eurotiales, Aspergillaceae. The record is from RefSeq and is a predicted model, not a curated record. Bases 1 to 660 code for a protein of 219 amino acids.